Messenger RNA from Leptopilina boulardi, 2700 nucleotides. Its product is annotated as ADP-dependent glucokinase. Gene Ontology annotation, molecular function: ADP-specific glucokinase activity. Gene Ontology annotation, cellular component: endoplasmic reticulum. The transcript is spliced from 5 exons. Gene Ontology annotation, biological process: glucose metabolic process. The record is from RefSeq and is a predicted model, not a curated record. The coding region runs from base 652 to 2100 and encodes 482 amino acids. NCBI's taxonomy places the organism in Eukaryota, Metazoa, Arthropoda, Insecta, Hymenoptera, Figitidae.
AUCAAUGAUCGAAAUAUUGUAUUUUUUUUCAUCAUUGUUUCAUCAUUGUGCGAGACGAUAUUUAAUCCUAUUUUGUACUAUGUAAUGUAAUAAUAGGUUUAAUCUUUUAAAUUAGAUUUACGACGAAUUGUAUUUCUCCACGAAGCAGGUCUUCCUGAAAAUUACAAUCCAUAUAAACCGAUUUGUGAAUGAGUAAAUAGUCUUUAAGAAAUAAGAAACUUGAAGAAACUUUUCUACAUAAAUAAUUUGAAUGAUAGUGCGUGUGUUUCAAUAAUAAUAGUAAUAAUUAUUAUUAUUAUUAAUGUCGUACAAUUAUUGUUGAAUAAAUUUUUAAUUUUUUCAAAUACAAAUACAAAUUAGUGUUGAUAUUCUAAUUCAACGGAAUUUUUUCCAAUUCCCAAUUUUUUAGAAUUGAAUAUAUUUGAAUAUUUUUCGAUUAAAAAAUUGAUUAUUUUUUCUGUUCUUGUUAUUAUAAAGUUGAAUUUAGCGCGUUUUUUGAAAAAAAAAAAACAAAAAAAAUAACAAGAUGAAAUCGAUUUUGUACAUCUGUCAAUUUUGACAGCAGCUGCAUAACACGUUGGAUAUAGGUUAUGUGUCAUUUGAUCGCCAGCCAUCAGUUUACUUUUUUACCGCGGCUUAAGCGGCUGAAAAAUGGGAUUAAUAGGAGUGAAAUUUGGUACUUUUUUAACAAUAAUAAUUAUAUUAAUAGCGAUAUAUUAUAGAAAUUUUGAUGAUGUACUUCAAAAGAGAUUAGUUGCUGUUUUACAUGGACUAGAAAAAUUAGAAAACCGAUAUGAAAUUACUGAUAGACCAAAAGUGGCAAUAGGUUAUGGAAUUUGCACAGAUGUGUCAGUUAGAGCAAAAAAAUUGCUACGUUAUAAUGAAAAUGUGGGAAAUCCCAUGCACUUUGAUGAAAUUAACACUGAUAUAGAAUUAUACAAGAGUUAUGCUUAUUAUUUUCGUCAUGGAGCUGCUGCCGAACGCUAUAUGGGAAAUAGAAUUCUUUUCGAUGAAUUAGUGGCGAAAGUAAGAAAAAUUUCUACAUCUUAUUCAACAAUUGGAGGUAAUGCAGCAGUAAUGGCACUUCGUUUUCUAAAAGAAGGAUGUGAUGUUAUUUUAGCUGCAAAAAUGACUAAAUCAUUGAAACAAAUGAUGCCACAAUCGAUUAAAAUUGUAGGCGGUGAAGUUGAACGAGACGAUAUACAUUUAAUACUUGAAUAUAAAAGUGGCGAAAUUUGGGGUCCUUUUAAAAGUUCACGGGCUAAUAGAUAUAUUCUUCACAACGAUCAUAAUAAUCCAAUGAUAAGUGCUCUUGAAGAACUUGAUAAAGUACUGCCAGAUUUUAAACCAGAUUUACUUGUAAUUGGUGGUCUUCAAAUGAUGGACAAUUUUCCAUUUGAGGACGGUGUACGUUCUAGUCGAUUGAUGAAAGUUCAUAAACAAAUGAUUAAUCAGCCAAAAUCGACAAAAAUUCAUUUUGAAAUGGCUUCAUUUGUUGAACAGAGUUUAUUGAAUGAACUAUGCAAUAAAGUGAUUCCAUUUGCUGAUAGUUUGGGUAUGAAUGAACAAGAAAUUGGAAAUUUAUACAAUUCUCUAUUAUAUGGAAAUAUAUCGCUAGUCACUGAUUCUACACCUCGUGUGGCAACAAUAUUAGAUCAAAUGAGAAUGCUCUUUAAAUUGAUACGCGUUAAGGGAAAUAAAAUUGAUAAUUCAAGAGAAUUAACGAGAAUUCACGUUCAUACAUUAGCUUAUCAGGCUAUUUUUACAGUUAAAAAUUCUUCAUGGAAAAAUACAGUGGCUGCAGCUGCAAAAGCAUCUCUCACUGCACAUCGACAUGUUUGUGGCUCACAAGAUGUGAAUUUAGAUAAAGCCACUCUUAUUAUGGACGAUAGUUUCUCAACGUCUGCAAAAUCUUCUGGUUCAAGAAUACUUCUUGAUGAAAAUAAGCCUGUCUCCUGUUGGGAUGAAACAUUUAAUAUAAACAAUAAACGUAUUUUUGUCGAAGUUUGCAUAGCACCAGUUUUAGUUUGCACGAAAGCUAGUCAAACAGCAGGUGGUGGGGAUAAUAUUUCAAGUGCAGGAUUAGUCCUUCAAAUUUAAAAAAAAAAAGAAAAAAAAAUAAUAUUUGUCAAUUUAAAGACGAAAUGUUUCGAAAAACGGCUUAAAAAUUACCUUACAAUUAUGAUUAACCGUUUCUUUUAUAUAUAUAAUUGCAUUUACGAAACAUUUUGCAUAAUAUUUUCAUUCCGUUAUCGGCUGUUAUUUUUUAUAUAGGGUAUGUAUGUAAAUGUAGUUGUUGUGAAGCAAAUGCAACGAGCAAAUUUUUGAAAGUAACGAAUUAUGUAGCAAAUAAUUUUUUUUUUCUUUGUCUACAUAAUCAUCGUGCCAUUAUUUCACUGAACAUAUUAUAAAGAUAAUUCUUUUUAAUGAUUGGUGAUUGUCUAAGUCAACGAAUUUCUUUAAUAUUAAAAAAAAAAGACAUUUCUAGAGAAGAAAAAAGACACAUCGUGAUAUUAUCUACGUCGAACAAUGAAAUCAAAAAUAUGAUUGUGAAUAAUUAGAUUUAUAUAAAAUAUAUGUAUAUACGUAAACUAAAUCACACUGUGUCUGAAGAUUUGAUGUUUUGCAAGCAUAAAGUCAAUUGUGUGAUUUUGCAUUUAAUUUUUUGUGCACAUGAACUUUAAUUUUUUUUUUUUUUUU